Messenger RNA from Tilletiaria anomala UBC 951, 1535 nucleotides. Its product is annotated as APH-domain-containing protein. NCBI's taxonomy places the organism in Eukaryota, Fungi, Basidiomycota, Exobasidiomycetes, Georgefischeriales, Tilletiariaceae. The record is from RefSeq and is a predicted model, not a curated record. Bases 135 to 1295 code for a protein of 386 amino acids. The transcript has 2 exons.
CAUCCCUGCUCCAGAUUAUUCCGUUUCGGUGGCGGUGCUUAUUGGCACUAGUGGCAUUUUUCGCGCUGUCGCUCAUGCCAUCACAGCCUGCGUCCCAGCCAUCUCUGCUCCGGUCGACGUGAAGCAGUUUUCCUAUGGGCAAUCCAAUCCCACUUACAUUCUCAUCGAUCGAAAGUGAGUGCAGACUCUUGUCCGGAGUUCUGAAGCUGAGAUCCAAAGCGCUGGUCUUCAUGUUCUUUUGGUAUCUGUCACUCAGCGGAAAGCAUUAUGUUCUACGCAAGAAGCCCCCUGGGCAGCUAGUCUCUGCGACAGCUCACGCUGUCGAGCGUGAGUAUCGUAUACUCUUAGCGAUCGGAAAGCAUAAUCAAGCAGCCCCUAUUUAUGGGAACAUGCUGCAUCCAGAUGCAGUCCCUGUCCCAGAAGUCUACUGUCUCUGUGAAGACAACUCGGUACUCGGCACCCCUUUUUACAUUAUGGAGUUUUUGAAAGGCAGGAUCUUCAGCGACGUACGAAUGCUCAUGCUGCCAAAGGAGGAGCGUGCAGCGUGCUGGUUUGCUGCCAUUAAGACACUUGCUGCCAUGCAUCGGAUCAACCCCACAGCGAUCGGAUUGGACGGGUACGGCAAACUUGCCAACUUCUAUCAGCGUCAGCUCAAGAGCUUGGGCGGCGUCAGUGUGGCACAGGGCAAAGUCAAAGAUAAGAAGACGGGCAAACCUGUCGGACCGAUCCCGUCAUUCGAAGAUAUGGCCAAAUGGUUUGCACAGAACCUGCCCAAGGACAAAAACACCAUCUGCCACGGCGACUACAAGAUCGACAACAUUGUCUUCCAUCCGACCGAGCCACGCGUCAUUGGAAUUUUGGACUGGGAGCUUUCCACAUUGGGCCACCCUCUAUCAGAUCUGGCCAACCUACUACAGCCAUUCUCACUGCCAUGCUCAACCCCUUCCAAGGUCUCGGACCCAGAUGAAUUGGAGCGAUCAAGGCAGCGCGGCGACUUCUGGCUCAUGCUUGGCAACCUCACACCCGCUCAGUCACCUGUACCCGUUAAAGAGGAGCUGCUGAAAGAGUACUGUGAGGCAGCUCGCUGUGAAUAUCCUAUCCCCAACUGGACAUUCUGCGAAGCAUGGGCCUGGUUCCGCCUCGCCGUCAUCGCGCAAGGAAUCGCGGCUCGCUCGGCUGCGGGGCAAGCGAGCAGUGCAAAAGCCAAGGAGUACGGGAGCAUGUUCCCUAUCGUUGCUGACGGCGCGUUGAAGAUCAUAAAGGCGAGCACUGGUGCUGUGAAAGCAAAGUUGUGAUCGAAGGAGAAAAUAUAGGAUGGGGAGCGCCGUCCCUUUGCAAUGUCGAUGACAUUGUCAUCUCAUCUCCUAGCGAGACCUAACCGCUGAAAACUGUGACUGGCAUGAUGACGAACCGCUUAUUCCUCCUGGUGUGCUGCGCGAUAGCUGGGGCCGGGUGGGUCAUACAUAGCCUAUGGGCUGUGGCGUAACUUUGAAUACAAAUACAAUCCCUUUUGUGACUAUAACACCGUUAACAUA